GACUCGAACGUCCGCCAUUGUUGUCUAGUAAAAUGGCGUCCAUGGAAGUCUAUCAGACAGUUUUCUCGAUUUUAUAGCGAAAAAGGGCCAGAUAAACCAGCACAAUGUCCUCAGAUGGGAAGGUGCUGGAGGAGGGGCGGGAGGAGCCUUCCCAUGAGACCCCCCAGGCUAUCACCAUCACCAUCAUGGAUCCCUCAGCCCUGGAGACGACCACGCUUGACCCAACCUUAGUCACCUCUAUGCAAUCCCAGGACACUGACCAGGGCAUGAGCACAUUGUUGGUGAUGCCAAGAGAAGGGCAUAGAACAAAGGACAUUUUACAGACUGUGACUGAAACACACAUGGGAACACAAGAACUACCUGUGAUAUCUAGUAUUUCUAAUACUGAGGAAGAAAGUCAACAAAGUACAAUACAGGUGAUGUCUAAAUCACAAGAUGAUGGGGAAGGGGAAGGGAUUUUGGCCAGUGUCGGAGAGGCUGCGGACGAGGAAGAAGGGGAUGAAGGUGAUGACUUGGGUGACCCGCUCAGCCAGCAUUGCUUAAUUUGUAAUUUAGAGAUGGCAACAACUGAAUCAGAAAAACCCAUACCAGUGUUUAAGUCACAGACAUCAACCACACACCGGAAAAUGGCAGUGUUUCUUGGCACGCUUGUAGGACAAAAACUGACUUCAAGAAAGGCUCAUAGUGAUAUUAUAUGCCGAAGAUGUUUCAACCUUCUGGACAAAGUAGAUGCUCUGGAGGUAGAAAUCAGAGACACCAAGGAGGAGAUCAUCACAAAAUUCCAAGAGACGGUAACAGCCUAUGGUGGCCGGGCGAGGAGAAGAAAACCAGCAACAGCCAAGAAGUCAGACUAUGUGUUUCCAAAGGUUGAACCUGAAGAAGAUAUUCUGGGUUUGGAAAUGGAUGAGAAUUUUGAGCCACGUAUGGAGGACCUGUUGGAGGAGGAGCAGGAUCACCGAGAGGACCGCACCAUCCAAGAUGAGGAAUGGGAGCCUGAGUUCAAGAGGCCUAAGAUCAAGAGGGAGCCUGUUGAGCCUGAUCCAAAUGGACCUCCUAAAAGAAAACGAGGAAGACCCAGGAAAGAUGCUUCCAAACCAAAGGAGUUGGAUGAGGGAGACCAUCCAGCAGAAACUCCAGGCAACUCAAAUGAGGCGGGUGAAGAGGGUCGUUUGUGCCGGCCAGGAGCAAUGAAAACCAAGAACUGUAUCUACUGUGAUGAGGAAGUCCCCAUUGUCCAGCUAAUGAGUCACCUGGAGGGUCAUGAGCAGCAACAGUAUCCAUGUCCCUACUGCUCACUGAAGGCUCCAAGACUCUCGCUAUCUAGGCACAUUCAGCAGCAGCAUCAAGAAUUCAUCAUGACCUGUGAGAUGUGUUGUGCAAAAUUUCUAGAGUCAGAUCUCUACAGGAAGCACCUGGAAACCCAUUGUGUUGGAUUGCAUCAUUGCUCAGACUGUGGUAAGAUCUUUGGAACUGAGGAUGAACUUCAUAAUCAUGCAAAUGUAGCACACAUCCCAAAGAGUGAAGAUAAUUAUAAUUGCUCUUUGUGUAAUAAGACAUACACAAGCCGAUUCAAAUACAUUAGCCAUGCUCUAAAAUUCCACAAAGGUGGCAUUCCAAUUGAAGGUGUUGUUUGGGGUGGACGUGGCUUAUUAGCUUGCAAUAUAUGUGAGAAGAGAUUCAAGAAAGCAUCACUCUUCAUUACACAUGAAAAGACCCAUAGAACAAGAAAAUUCCAUUGUCAUUACUGCCUGAACAAAUACCCAUCAGAAUUAUUCUUGCAUGACCAUCUUUUGACCCAUCAGUUUGGCGAGUAUGACUGCAGUGAUUGUUUAGUCAAAUUUGCUUCUCGUAAUCAGUUAAACAUACACAAAGAGAAAAUGCACAACCACAAGGUAAACAGAGUGUGUGAAUACUGCAACAGAGAAUUUAAAGAGUACAUCCAGCUCAUCAGCCACAAGAGGAAAGCACAUCCUGAGUCUGAGGAAUCUCAGAAGGCAAAAUACACCUGUGGUGACUGUGGCCGGAAAUUUAUGGUGAAGGGUAACUUCUUGAGGCACAUGAAGUUACAUGAAAAAGGCAAGUCAGAAAAGAAAUGUGCUUGUAACAUUUGUGGUAAAGUGAUGUCCAAUAAGUAUGCCUUAGCAUCACACUUGAACACUCAUACUCGAGAAUCUUCACUGAAAUGCAAAAGCUGUGAUAAAACUUUUGUGACUAAGUAUACUCUUCUUGAUCAUGUGAGAAGAAUUCAUGAUGAGUUAGGCUCUGGCAGAGACAAGAUUUGCAAACAGUGUGGUCGUAGUUUCUUCACCAAUGCUGAACUUAAAUACCAUUUAAAGACGCACACUGGAGAGAGACCUUAUAGGUGUGAAAUGUGUGGAGAAACUUACCUCUCCUCAUCCACUCUUAGAUAUCACAUGCAGAAGCAUUCCAAUGUUAUGUUUGUCUGUCAAGAUUGUCAAGCAAAAUUCAAAAAUUAUGUAGGAUGGAGUGCACAUAUGAAACGUGUACAUGGAGUUACUUGUGUCAAGGACUAUACCAGAGAACAUGGCAUAUUACAGGCUGUGUUAGAAAAUGAAUCACCUCUUUACAUAGUUGCUCAGGGACAUGCAAAGACAGUAGAUGCUACUCAGAAUAUUUCAUCAAAGGAAUCAUUAGAAAAAGAGUGCUUGAAUUCAGCCACUCUAGCUGUUGGUCUGGAAGAAACUGUUGUAAGCUUACCGGGUAAGGAAGUGGGGAAUAUUAUCCAUGUUGUGUCUUAUGAUGACUUGGCCAAUCCUCUUGUCCACACUGUUGAUGCUGCUGAAGUGGGCCUAAUAAAACCAGAGCCACAGGAAACAUGUAUUACACAGCCAAGUUCAAAUCUCCCUUCAUCCAUUGCUGCGGGCAACACUUCCAUAGACCCUGCCAGUGAUGGAAACUACCCACAGAACAGUGAGAGAACAAGGGUAAUGAUUCCUGAAGGAUGGGAAGUCAUUCUGCCCACAGAAAGUGAGGAGUCCCAAGUAGUGAUGACUGGGGGCUGGGAGGAUGCUCGUAUUACUGUCCCACAGACAAGUGAGGAAUCGCAAAUGGUCUUGACCAAUGAGUGGGAAGAGACCCAGGGGAUGGCUCAGUUGGUUAUAUCCGAGGAAGGGGAUGAAACCCGUGUUGUCAUGACUUCAUGGAAGGAUUGUGUGGAUUAUUAGUGCUUAUUUAUUGAUUUGUUUAUCCAAGAUUUGGAGGUCCUACUCCCCAUUGAAAAUUUUUUGGACAGUGUGCAGAGCUCAUGCCUUAGAAUAUCUGAGUUGCUGUCUGCUUUCUUUAUGUUCACUUGUGCCAAAUGAUGUUAACUUGUUUAGCUUUGCUCAUUGAAGCAUCUUGUUCAAAUUUCAUAAUUUGGGGUUAAUAUUUUAGACAUUGAUAUAAAAUAUAUAAUUUGAAAGUGUUUUUUUUUUCUCUUAUAGCUUGCUUUUAUGAUUGGAUUAUGAGAAUCUUUUUUUAUUUAAAUAUAAAAAUGGCAGGAUUAUGGAGUUGCUGGUAUGGUAUUGUGAAAUGCAAUGUAAGUUUUCUGACUGAUAAAUUCAUCCUGUUUUCCUUUUUUUUUUCCAAAAUGAAACUGUAUAAUUACUACAAGUACCUGAUGUUAUGAUGGCUCCAUUGUUUUUGAGAGUAACUAAUGAUUUAACUUAUAUUAGACAAAUAAUAAAAUUGAAGAAAAUUGAA
Molecule: messenger RNA, 3702 nt
Organism: Penaeus monodon (black tiger shrimp)
Lineage: Eukaryota; Metazoa; Arthropoda; Malacostraca; Decapoda; Penaeidae
Product: zinc finger and SCAN domain-containing protein 2-like
Exons: 6
Coding region: 105-3185 (1026 amino acids)
Biological process (GO): regulation of transcription by RNA polymerase II
Cellular component (GO): nucleus
Molecular function (GO): DNA-binding transcription factor activity, RNA polymerase II-specific; RNA polymerase II transcription regulatory region sequence-specific DNA binding
Source: RefSeq, a predicted model, not a curated record